This is a messenger RNA of Elephantulus edwardii (Cape elephant shrew), 921 nucleotides long. RefSeq names its product family with sequence similarity 192, member A (gene PSME3IP1). NCBI's taxonomy places the organism in Eukaryota, Metazoa, Chordata, Mammalia, Macroscelidea, Macroscelididae. Gene Ontology annotation, cellular component: nucleus. The record is from RefSeq and is a predicted model, not a curated record. The transcript has 6 exons. The coding region runs from base 3 to 767 and encodes 254 amino acids.
UUAUGGAUGGAGGGGAUGAUGGCAACCUUAUUAUGAAAAAGAAGUUUGUGUCAGAGGCAGAACUAGAUGAACGACGCAAAAGAAGACAAGAAGAGUGGGAAAAAGUUCGAAAGCCUGAGGAUCCAGAAGAAUGUCCAGAGGAAGUUUAUGACCCUCGAUCUCUCUAUGAAAGGCUGCAGGAACAGAAAGACAGGAAGCAGCAGGAGUAUGAGGAGCAGUUCAAGUUCAAAAACAUGGUAAGAGGCUUAAAUGAAGAUGAGACCAACUUCCUUGAUGAAGUUUCUCGGCAGCAGGAGCUGAUAGAAAAGCAACGGAGAGAAGAAGAGCUAAAAGAACUGAAGGAAUACAGAAGUAAUCUCAACAAGGUUGGAAUUUCUUCAGAAAGCAAAAAAGAAGUGGAGAAGAAAUUGGCUGCGAAACCCGUAGAAACCAAGAGCAAGUUCUCCCAGGCCAAACUGUUGGCAGGAGCAGUGAAACACAAGAGCUCAGAGAGUGGCAAUAGUGUGAAAAGGCUGAAACCAGACCCUGACUCUGAUGACAAGAAUCAAGAAACCUCCUCGUGUAUGUCUCUUGGAAGCACUUCUUUGAGCGGCCCCUCCAUCCACUGCCCCUCCGCUGCCGUCUGUAUUGGCAUUCUCCCAGGCCUGGGCGCCUACUCGGGGAGCAGUGACUCAGAGUCCAGCUCAGACAGCGAAGGCACCAUCAACGCCACGGGGAAGAUCGUCUCCUCUAUUUUUCGAACCAACACCUUCCUUGAGGCCCCCUAGCUGGGAGUCCUGACCACACGGCCCUCCUCCCUAGGAGUAGAUUGGACAGUUGAUUCUGCCGAGAGGCAUUGACUCCCUCCAAAAAACCUCCUCUGCCUGCUUGCUGUGCGUACCGUGACAUCACUAACCUAACCAAAGAAUGUGCCAGAAUCCA